AUGAAUGGGAAUGAAGAGGAAAAGGGAAAUACUAGAGUUGUAUGUGUACAUGGAACCAACCUAAUUGUUUUCUGUGAUUAUGCAGCAUCCGGUAGAUCUCUACAGUUCAUAGAAGAAUAUAUUUUAAGGGAAGUUUUACCUACGUAUGGAAACACGCCUUAUACAACUAGCAUAUCGUCUCUUCAAACAACAUUAUUUAGGCAAGAAGCUAGAGAUAUAAUAAGAACUGCUGUCAACGCUUCCGAGGAUGAUGCAGUAAUAUUUUCUGGUCAUGGUUGUUCGGAUGCUUUAGCAAAAAUAAUAACUGCCCUAGAUUUAAGGGAAUCGCCUGUAAUUUUUACAGGAUCCACAGAACAUUUUGACAAUUUACAUUUAUGGCAAAAAACCGGUGCUAAGUUGGUGAGGAUCGGUGAAACCAAAGAAGGCCUAUUGGACUUAACAGAACUGGAAAACCAACUCAAAUUUCACCAAAACUGCGGCAGACAGUUGAUAGGAUGUUUUUCUGUUGCUUCCAGCGUUACGGGCAUUGUGAUAGAUGACCUCGCCUGUACGAUCCUCCUCCAUCAAUAUGGCGCGCUCUCCUUUUGGGACUUCAACGUCGGUGCUCCUUGUUUACAGAUUGAUAUGAACCCUGCUAUUCCAGGCGUCGAAGAAAAUUCUACGUCGGGCUACAAGGAUGCAAUAUAUUUUUCUGGGCACAAAUUCAUUGGAGGAGUGCAAACACCAGGUAUACUAAUUGCCAAAAAGUGCAUCUUUCGACGGUUAAAUACUUGUGAUCCAGAUGGAUUUUUCGUAUCUAAUGAUCACGAUAAGAGUUUCGAUGUACAGGAAGACGGUAGUUGUGCAGCUGUAGUGGAAUCCAUUCGGGCUGGUCUCGUCAUGCAACUGAAAGAAACCGUGUCUGUCACCAAUAUCGUCCAAAGGCAAGAAAAAAUUAAUAAACAAAUGCUCCAACACAUCCGAACCAUUCCAGAAGUCAUUCUCUUAGGAAACAACUCUCCAAAUCUGAAACGAAUUUCAGUGUUUUCGUUCAUGGUGCGGCAUCCUAGAGGAAGCUUCCUCCAUCAUAACUUCGUUUGUGCCGUUUUAAAUGACGUUUUCGGAAUACAAGCCAGAGCUGGAUGUCCUUGUUCAGGAGCCUAUGCCCAGGAGUUACUUGGAAUAGACCAAAGCUUAGCGGAUCAGUAUGAAAGUAUUAUUUUAGAGGAUAGGCGAUUAAGCAGUUUAAAUCUCGGCGUAGAAAAUUCAACACUCGAACUACUACGACCAGGUUUUACUAGAAUUAGUCUUCCAUAUUUUAUAACUGAUGCCGAAUUAGCCUUCAUUAUGGAAGCCGUCAAGAUGGUGGCCACUGAAGGUUGGAAAUUGCUUCCGCAAUAUGUCGUCGAUUUGGAAACUGCUGAAUGGAGACAUCAUACCAACGCUGUUUCCAAAGACAGAAAAUGGCUGUCAUCAAUUAGGUACUUAGAUGGGAAAAUGACCAUGAAUGAGAGGCGGAUAUCUGGACCGGGCCUCUUUCCCCAAAGCUAUUCCGAAUGCCUACAGACUGCAAGAAAUUUAUUCAACAGAUCGAGAAAGGCUGCCAAUAGGGGUCCUUAUCAAGACCAAGGAAUCAUUUUCGAUAGCAGAGGGGAGAAAUUGAGAUGGUUCAUGCUUCAGCAUGAGGCACAAAAUUUGUUAACAAGUAAUGCACAAAAUGUCAAACAGAAAGUUCCGUUUGACCCUUUAAAUAAUUUGUUAUUCAAGAGGGAUAAGGAAAGGGAUAAGUCUAAAGAUAGGGAUAUUAAUCCUUCUCAAAUGCCUGCCAAUGGUUCUCCUAGGCAUUUUAGUCUUCCUGCUAUCGAUGAUCCCAAAGUACUCACCUGUUCUUCGCCAGUGCCAUAUUUUCUUCAAGACGUUAACGGUUUAUAUUAUCCGCAAAUUUCACAACCGUCAGUAAAUUUUGCUGUCGGAGAAGCGGUUAGUUCAACAAAUUUAAAUCACCUUCAACAGAAUUUCGUCAGAGAAAGGUGUUUAAGUCUAGGAGCCCCUACUGUUGCUUCACCCGUCCUUAGUCCAUCCACACGAGUGAGUCUCGGAAUGCAGAGCCGUCAAAGGCAGCUUAGCUACAGCAGUCAAGAACCGAAUUCCUUAGAGUCAGAUUCCAACCAAAUGUCUCCAACGCAUAGUUUGAGUAUUCUGUCAAACAGCUUUGAUUGUCUUCAAUGCGGUCGAUCGUCCCCAGCUCCUGAUUUGCAGACCUAUGUAACGGAGAUGACCAAAGAGAUUGCCACAAAUAUUAAAAGUGAGAUAAGAGAGGUUAUUUCUAAAGUUGAAGAUGCUUUGGAGAAUACUGACAGUGUAUGUUCAUAUUAUGAAAGACAUGGAAGUGGUAGUGAGGAUGGUAGAAGCGAUUCUAUUUCUGCCAAUGAGGUUGCCGAGUAUUUAGAAAAAGUAUCUAUAGAAAUGGCAAAUGAAGUUAAGUCUGAAAUUCGCGAAGUCGUUAGCGCAGUAGACGUUUUCAUUACUCCCGAUAAUACCGAAAAACACCCUUAUUCGAGAACAUCAAGCUUAGGAACGUCCAGCGAAGAACGACAAAUCCCACCGUCUAUCAAUCAGGAACCAGAGAAAUAUACUCCAGGUUCUAGUACUGAAACAGUUUUACAAAUGAUAAACAAAUCUGCAAGUUCGGACAAACUGCUGGACAAUAAAAAAACUGAAGAAGAUAAAACACAGAAGUCUAACAAAGUUCUUUCGUCGACGGUGGCAAGUGUUAGCAGUCAGGAUAGCGGUAUCAAUUUGUCUUUCCAUGAGCAAGAACAUUUCCCAAAUGGAGAGUUUAAAUCUAGGAGUAAUUCCGAAUCUCUGCAUGCUCCAAGGAAAUCCGAAUCUGAAAUAAAAUUCUCUACAUUGCAGAAACAUAGGCCUAGAAUAUUUAGGGAUCUUAGCGAUGAUCACCAUUUAUUGGAAGUCAUGGCUAAUAGGUAUAACUCUCCUCCCAAAACUAUCUGGGAACCGUCUUUAGAAGCCAUAAGCGAGUUCGAAAUGGUGAAGAACGGGGAUAAAAUUAUGGUUUGUUUAUCCGGUGAAAAAUUAGAAAGCGCUAAAGAAAACUACUAUACCUUCUGUACUCCUGGUUUACGACAAAGACUGUAUUCUGCCGCUAAAAGUUCUGGUUACAAUGUGUUAGCAAUUGGACAACAUCUCGAUGAUGUUUGCGAGAGCUUCAUGUUGUCAGUUUUCCAUACAGGAAAAUUGAGAUCGUUGAGGGCACACUAUUUCAUCAGAGAUCAUGAUCUCCGGGUAAUACGGCCAUUCGUCUACGUUCGAGAAAAAGUACUUAGGCAGUACAGCACCAACGAAAAUCUCCCUGUUUUCACAAGUUCUUCCAGUCCGAGACUCACAAAAGAGAGCCAACGGAUCAAGCAAGUUCUCAUCCAGCAGGAAAUCCAUUUUCCAAAAUUGUUCACCUCGUUGCGAUCCGCUCUCCACCCGUUGAUAGGUUUCGAAAUAAGCGAGUGCGAAAUUUACAGGAAGAGAUUGAAACCAAAUAAUGAAAAUAGUGCGUCAGACGAAGAAACUGACGAAGAGCCUAUCGUUAAAGGCGAAUAAAGACAAUUUUGUUAGAUAUACGUCAAAAAAAAUGUUCGAUUAGGUAGGUGUGAAAUGGAAUGUGUCGACUAGGAAUUUGGGUUUUAAUUAGGUUCAAUAAUAGGUUUUAUAUUUCUGUUAAAUAAAAAAAUUUCCAUCUCGUACAAAAAUGGCAAGCAUUUUCCUGAGCAACUACCUGAUAAAUAAAUUGUGGGACAACUGGUUUAGUGAAAACUUGAAUACACUGCUGGCAAGAUCAAACUUUCUGUCCCGCUUUACUUUUGUUCGAAUGAAUAGUAAAUGGAGUUCGCAUGGACAGGAGAGGAUGUGGUGUCGAGAUGGCGGGCUAUCGACUCAUGACUGACAUCAUUGAUACAGUGUCGUUUCUUUUAUGUUCGAGCAUAAUUUAAUAUUCACUCCAACGCAAAUAAAACGGAUCGAAGGUUUGAUCCUGCCAGUACUGUAUAUUAUAUGUAUUUGUUUUUAAUGAGAAAUUACAUAAUUAUUUAUGCAAUAAAGCUGAAGAUCAGUUAAAAGAUAUCUUGUAAUCGUCAAAAGAUUUCACAUUGGAUGAAAAGUUUACUAUAAUAUUCUUCAGAUCAAGAAGUCUAGGUCGAUUCCAACUCAAUUCAAAAUAUCUAAGUUUUUAUGAGUAUUUUAAACUUUUUCUUAUUUUUGAAGGUAGAUUAUUCAUUAAACACUUUUUUGUGACAAUGUACGUUUUUAAAAAUAAUUGAACUACUUAUUUUUUGUUAAAAAAAAAAAACUUACUAUUUUAUAUUCAAAUUUAUCAUUUAAUUAAUUUUCAAAUCCUAGUCGACGUAUUUAUGUUUUCAAGAGAUAUUUUAUAUAGGUAGGUUUUUUUUUGAAAUUUCUAGAUACUUAAAAAGGGUAUGUAAGUGUACAAAAACGUGCGGACUAGACAAAAAAAUUGGCAUAAAAUAUUUAAAAAACUGAUUAGAUAAUUCUGUGAAUUAAAUAAUCAGGACAUUUUUGUUGAACUUUUGUUAAUUUACUUUAUAAUUUAUAUUUUGAACGGAUUUCUUCAUUUUUAUUCUAUCUAUUCAUUUUUUUUAAAUCCUGAUGCAUUUCUUCAAUAUGAUCAAUAUAUAUUCAAAACUAUAUUUUUAUUGGUAAAUUAGGUAUAAAUUGUGUUUGAAAUAUCAAACAAAUUAUGUUUUUUUUAAUUGAAUAAUAAUUAUGAUUCUUGGCAGAAUAAGAAAAUAUUGUUUUAAAUAUUCAUUGAGUUUGUUUAUAUUGGGCAUAUUUAGGGAAUCAACAGAAAUAAAAAUUAAUAAAUCCGAAAUUAUUAGAAAUUAAGAGAAUUUAUGCUCUUUUUGUUGGACUUUUGUUAAAAUAAUAUUUAUUUUAAUUUUAUUUGUAUUUUUAAUUGAAUCACUAAAUUUUGAUAUUGGUGUUUUGCCUAGUCCCGUUCUAUUUUAAAAACUAUUGGAAAGUAUUACUUGUGAUUUUUAGUCUCUAUAUUUUUUAUUUGUUAUAAUUUUAGAGACAGUUUUAAAUCUUACUAUUUAAUUUUUAGUUGUCUUUUUAAUGACGCUUUUAUAUUGUUUCCAUUAAAUGGAAAAUCGAUAUUAUCGACUGAGUUUUUUAAUAUUUUAAGAUGGAUAUAAAUUUGAAUAGGUGGUUUCUCAGCAGCAGGUGUAUUUUUAGUUGAAAUUUAUACGAAAUGAUAAAAAAUAAAUUAAGUUAUAUAAAAUCCAAUAAAAUUGUAAAAUUCGUUUGGUUUGUGAGAACUUUUAAACUUGCAAUGCAUGUUUUCAUUUAUUUAUUUUGUUUUAUUAUUUCUAAUAUAAUUUCCUAUUUUAAAUAUAUAAAGGAAUGUUUAUUCCGAUUUUUUUAUUUAUAUCCUUGGAUUUAAUAUGACACAAUAUUUAUAUAUACCUACUACUAUUGGCAAAAUAUGGAGUAAACAUGAAUAUAUUAGAAUUCCCAUGCUCAUUUUUAAACUUUUCAAAAUCAAGAAAGGUUCAACAAAUGAAUUAUUCUUAAAUAAAUAUUAUUAAGUAGUUAUUUAAUAUUUUGGAUACUUUAAUAUUUGAAAUUUUUAGUUCCAUGUAUAAAUUGAAACUUUUUUGCCAUAAAGAUUAUGACAUGACAGUCUCUGUAAAUUCCUGUUUACUAUUUCUUGCUAUAUAUUAGUGAAUAUCCCACAAAACGUGUAAACACUUUUCUCUUCAAAUCAAAGAAAGGUAAAUUCUAUCUGAAGAUAGAAAAUAUAAAUUUUUGACUCUAUUUCAAUAGUAACCGAAGCAACACACGUUUUUUUAGGUAAUACCAUACGGUUAAGGUACUAUCCAACAUAGUCGUGAAAAUGUCUGCGCUAUAAACGCAAAAUACAUUUAUAAAAACUUUUAAAAAAACAUUUAUGAAUUUUUCGAAAAACUAACAGAUAUUUUUCCAACAAGUAAGAGUGCCUAAAAUGAAUCUGGUGAAAUACCAGUUAAAUUGAGUAUAUAAUAGACUGAUGAACUUCCUGCUGAUUUUGUUUUACAUCCGUUCCGGAAUUUCUUCUAGCUGUUGCGUAUUUUUUUCUUCCUUAAUUUGAUAUAUAUUUGAAUUUAAAUUAAAUUAAAAAGUUUAAAUCUUCUCCUUAAAAAAAAUAAAAUAAUAUAAUAAUUAUGAAAAUAGAAAAGUAAUUUGUAUUUUGAGAAAUAAAGUUUUAGAUAGACUUUUUAUUCGAAUUUGUUGAAUUUGUAAAGCGGAUUUUAAAUUGUCUAUUCAUUUUGGCUCUGAUGUUUUCUUCUAUUUUUUGCUGCAAUGUUUAAUUCGAGUAUUCUUAUUGGUUGAAAUUCAAUGAUGGGAUUUUUGAAUUUUUUUUUUAUUUCUAGUAUAGAACAGUUCUAUUAAAUAGGUAGCAUGCAAGAGGGCAUUUUUGUUCUUGUUUUUCACAUACUUAUAUGGCUAUUUUUCUUUUAGGAAUUAUGACUAUCUAUAGUCUUCAAAUUUUUCUGAUUUAUUAUGAAUGAUUAUUGUUCUUAUUAUUUUCAAUAAAUGUUUGAAUAUUUCCUAUUUCUGUUAAUAAUUCUGUUGGUUCCACCAUGCUAUUAUUAAGUAAAGUAAUGGCAAUUUAUAAUAUUUCCAAUGUCAUAAAUUAUCUGAAAAGCUUGUGAAAAUUGAGUGGCAGUUAUAUGAAUUAAAAAUAAUUGUUUUUAGUGAUGGGACUUUUCAUGAAAAGUAAUUUUUGGACUAGCUCGAUGGACAUCACCGGAAAAGUAGUCGAUCUAGCAAUGACUUGACCUUUUUCCAAGAAACUGCUGUUUGAUAUCCCUUGGGUAUAGAAGACACACAGUUAAAUGUUUUCCUUCCAUGCAUCUUCAAAAACACUUUGGGAACAAUAUUUGCAUUUGUACUUUCCUUUUUUAGGCAAAUCUUUUGUAAAAUACUUCCAAACGUUGGAAAACUUCGUUAAAACAUAAAAAAAUUAAGCAGUCAUUUGCCGUUUCUUCUUUUUUAAACUAUAUUUUGCCUUUGUUUAUAAGCAGUUCAGCAAAAUUAUUAUUUAAUUUCGCGCAUGCGAAAUACAGUGUUUCGAUUACGGAAUGUAAUUUUUUUAUAUUCAUUCUGUAGUUUUUCAAAGUCUUUAAUAGUAUCGCUUUAAAAAAAGAUAACUUUAUUUGUUGCUAUACCUAAUUGUACGGGUAAUAUACGAGGGUUUUGUCCUGUGUCAUGUAAUUUGGGCUCUGCCACUGUUGAUCUUGUUCAUUGGUAAUUCAUUUUUCUUCCAAUUUAGAGGAUAGGCGGUCGAUGCUUGUCACAGGUUUGCCUCCAAUUAUGAGGAAUGUGCAUGGCGGGCGAUCCUUGUCCAGGUUGUACAAUACUUGUAGUUGAAAAAUUGAAUUUUUUCUCUUUUACCACCGUUUUCACGAAAAAAAGUUACUUUGUUAAUUAUAAACCGAAAAACACAAAAUUAAAGUCGAUUCGCGGCUUUAAAAAAGUUUUAAAAAUUUAUUAAUUUUUACAAAAAACAAAGAAAUUCUUCCGACAACUAAGAAGGUGUUGUUAAAAUAAAUACUCUGUAUAAUAUAAAGACGAAUUUUAUUGAAAAUUGUUUUUAUUUAAAACAAGAAAAUAUCAAAUUAAAUGGAAUCUUUUUUGAUAAGAACGCGAUGUCUAAGAAGCAAAAAAACAUAAAAGUCAAAGUGGUUACUUUUCAUCUGCUGGCCCAAACGCGUUUUCGCUAAUAGUAUACAGUCCUAAGGGGCACAUUUGAAUGUUUGGUACGUUAAAUCGCUUGGUUCAACAUUUAUGUACAGUUUUUAUAAUAGAACAGCAUUUCUGUAACCAGGCCGGAUGUCGCAUAUGGUUUCUAUAAUUUAUUAGUGCUUCAGAACUCAAUGAAUGGAGCCCUCUAGGUUUAAAUAGGUAGGUACAUUAGAAAUAUGCUAUAGAAUUGAUUCCCAGUAGCCAAAAUAUUUAUAAAAACAGGAUAAUCAAAAAUAAGUUUUAUAAUGCGGGAACAACUUAAAUGAAACAAUAUAAAUUUAACUAUGAUUUUAAUAAAUAUGUUUGAGUCUUGGUCACAGUACAUUUAUUAAAAAAUUAGUUUUUAGCUACUAGUUUCGACCACGCUAGGGAUGCGCAAAUUUUUUAAAACAUCGAUGUUGACAUCAAAUGAUACAUCGAAUACAGACUAUCGAUGUUGUAAAAAAAUCGGAAAAGGAAAUAUCGAUUUUUCUAAAUAUCGAUAUUUGUUUUUCCAUACAUCGAUGUGUCUGUAAACAUCGAUGUUUGCCAAAAGCGUUCAUUAAAGAGCAAAAAAAGGGGAAAAAGGAAUUCACACCAUCAAAUGAAACGUGACGUUUAACAAAACACCAAAAAACAUUGAAAAGAAAAUCAUCGAUGUUUAUUGAAAAAUCGAUGUUAUCUAAUAACAUCGGAUUAAAAACAUCGAUGUUGAACAUCGAUAAUCGAAAUUUAAAAAUCGAUGUUUUUUAAACAUCGAUACAUCCUGCGUAUCUCUACAUUCUCUACUGACUAGUCGCUAUUUUGACGGCAAACAGAGUGGUUUUGCGAGUUGGCGUGUUGACUUGUUACUAACAAUGGAACAGCGAUUUGUUCGUGGUCAGUCAGACAAUUUGCCCCAAAAUGAUUUCCUGUCAAUGACUAGUUAUUUUAUAAGUGCUGAAAUACCUGCUUCUAAAUGCUAAGCUACUUUGUUAGGAGGUGGCCAUAUAAUUAAUUCUUGAUAGUACGUUGAUAACAAAUGAACCUAUAUUUACUGACGAUCUUCCAACUGAAUGGGUAAUAUUGUUUAUGGUUCAUUUAGUCGAUUUUAUUUUAAGUGUAAUAAGAAUAUGUGUAUGAGGAACCGGAAUUUUAUUUGACAAAAUUUGCAAACAAAAAUAUGAUUUGGAAUACUUAAAAUUAGUUUGCGAGCUAUGUCUAUUAACAUUAAGGUCCCUUUUAACAUGCAUGCUUUGUACUGAUCAUAAUGGUCCAAAUUUGUGUCGGAAGAACUGCAUUCCCAAUCUUUCGGAAGAGCAACUCGCUUUAAGAUUUUCCAAACUAUGUGUCUGUUUAAAUUUGAUAGGAGAAGUACCCACAUGUGAUAGUACUCUCUUCUUAUUAGAGAACAUGACACAUUUGAUUUGUUUAAGGUAUUAUCAUUUUGGACUUGUUUAGAUCGAGUAUUUUUUUAUGUCUCAUAUGAUUGUUGUUGGGAACAAGAGUAGGAUAAUCAUCAAAGAGCUCGAGUGGAUCGUCUUCAAUAGCACCACCACCACUACUACAAUCAACCCACCCCACUGAUUUUAAAGUGUGUGUGAGAUUUGAUGACUAUAUUUUGGAGGAUUUCAACGCGACGUCUUUUCGCUGCAGCACCUCUUUCAGGUUUGAUAGACUUGGAACCUGACUGCUGACACUUAAAAAUAUGAGGUAAAACACCCUUUCUGAGCCUUAAGUUUUCAUCUUCCACUCCAUAUAGUUUUCCCGAUCAGUUUCAAACUGGAAUAAAAAAAUUCAGAAUACUAUUAGAUUCCAUUCCAACUUUUUUUUAUCUGCUUUAAAGACUUUGUAAAUGUCUUUUUAAAGUAUUUAAAAUAUUAAUAACAAUCUCGUAUUUCUUUAUUUAUACACUAAGAAAUUCAUAUUUGAGCACAUCUUAAAGGAUGAGCUAUUUAUUACCGUCAUAUUAUUGGGAAAUUCCAGUUCCAAAGGCCGUAAAUUAAUAAUGCCUUUUUAUGGCGGUAGGCUGCAAAUGUAACGGAUAUUCCUAUACUAUUUACCUACUUAUUUCUAUAUUAUUAAAUUGCUAAAUUUAAGUUGGAAACUACUCAUUUUCAUAAAAAAAUAAUCCAAAUGUCGUUUCCAAGCUCAUUGGAUAGUUAAUACCAAAGCCAUAACACUAAAAAAUUUUUGUUAUUAUUUGAUAAAUAUAGAGCUGGACUAUAUCAAAUCUUUAAGUCCCAAAAACUCAUUUGUUUAGUAGAUCAGCUUUAUUGAAACAAUUAUAGAUUUUUUUGAAAUUCAUAAACAUUGUUU
Messenger RNA from Psylliodes chrysocephalus, 10071 nucleotides. The record is from the annotation of a GenBank genome assembly. Lineage: Eukaryota; Metazoa; Arthropoda; Insecta; Coleoptera; Chrysomelidae.